UGCAGCCGAACCGGGAUUCACAAGCACACAGCAGCCAGCAGAAAAACUCAGUGUACACCUGCAGCCUCGUGCACGCGCGCGAUGGCAGCGGCCGGGCGGCCGCUGACGGUGGACUUCGAGGCGCUGAGCUACAUCAGCAGCCUGGUGGAGGCCUUCCAGGCGUUCGAUUCCGACGGCGACGGCCUCGUCACCGCGCCCGAGCUCCGCGGCCUGCUGGCGUCCCUGGGCCUCGACAAGUCUGAGGCCGAGGUCAGCGACAUGCUGGCGCGCGCCGACGCCGACCGCGACGGCCGGCUCAGCGUGGAGGAGCUCCUGGACGUGAUGAACGCCGGGGAGCUGGGGCUGGGCGCGCUCGGCGCGCUGCUCCAGUCCGCCGUGCCCGCGCUCGAGGCCGCCGGCGGCGCGCUGAUGGGCGCGGACGAGCUCGCUAGGGCGCUCGGCGUCAUGGGCACUGUCAGCGUCGAGGACUGCGCGGCGAUCAUCGAGUGCAUGGAUGGAGACGGCGACGGCGCCAUCAACAUCGAGGAGUUCAAGUUCCUGGCCGACCUGCUCUAGAUCGAGCCUUGAGUGUACACGCGUGGAGGUGAGGUUCAUCUUCGUGCUGUAAUCGACAAUAAUGAAGCAAGAGUGUUUGAGAGUCGUGGAAUAUGUGUUUAUGCUGACUCUCCUAUAUAAAACAUAAGUUUAGUGCGCUCACCCCUCCCUCCUCUCCCACUGUUGUUAAAAAAGAGAGUAAAUUUUAUUUUAGAUCAUGCAUUAGUGUACUUGGUGCACUUUGAACUAUAUUUAUCAACAACUUCCACUUUAAACCA
Phragmites australis (common reed) is the source of this 812-nucleotide messenger RNA. RefSeq names its product probable calcium-binding protein CML29. Gene Ontology annotation, molecular function: enzyme regulator activity; calcium ion binding. Bases 82 to 555 code for a protein of 157 amino acids. Lineage: Eukaryota; Viridiplantae; Streptophyta; Magnoliopsida; Poales; Poaceae. The record is from RefSeq and is a predicted model, not a curated record. The transcript has a single exon.